Messenger RNA from Ipomoea triloba (trilobed morning glory), 1492 nucleotides. RefSeq lists its product as uncharacterized. Bases 184 to 1374 code for a protein of 396 amino acids. The record is from RefSeq and is a predicted model, not a curated record. NCBI's taxonomy places the organism in Eukaryota, Viridiplantae, Streptophyta, Magnoliopsida, Solanales, Convolvulaceae. The transcript is spliced from 17 exons.
UUCUUGUUCUUGUUCUUGUCGUGCAGUUCACCAUUUCUCAUUGAUGUUUCCGCUUCCAAAGAAAGGCAUUUCCUUUUCCUCAUGCGUAUGUAGUUCUGCACUUGUACUAGGAAACAGAGGCAGUUUGUAGUGGGAGAUUAUUGUUUUUGUUCGUACCAGAUUAUUUCAUUUUCUAUCUACCAUAUGAUAAUUUUGAUAGUUGCAGCUGUUCUAUUGCGAGCGCUCGGAGCUGCUUCUGUUGUUGUGCCAAGUACAGGCUGCUAUGUUCUUGACAAUUCCAGUUAUAUUUAUGAUUUUAGUGGAUGGAUUGGACGCCCUUUUGAAUACGAUGGAGGGAAUACUGACACUGUGGUACGGUUUUGUAAAGAUGUGCAAUCUAGAUCUCAAAAGGGGUAUGUGGAUUUUGGUAGAUAUGAUAAGUUCAACUAUUUCGUUGCUGGAUCAGGAAAUGUCAGCUUUGUGCAAGAAUAUUUCAAUGGCGACCUGUUGAAUUGUGAGAUGACUUUUGAUAAGAUGGGCCGCACAGCUCAGGUGAACAUCAUAUGUGGAAACUGCGCAAAUACACAAUGCAAAGGUGGAGUUGGAUGUGUAUGCAGCGUCUCUUAUGAGUCUACCUGCAGAGUUGUGGUAGAACUUGCCAUUCCAUGUGGGGAACCACGUGAGCGAGUAUUUGAAGGUUUCACAGUUGGUUUUUUACCAAGAACAUCGGAAAUUGUUCACAAUGGCAUGACUCAAUUCGGGUUUGAAAAAGCUUACAAGGAAUUCAGCUUCAGCACUGAACAAACUCAUGUAGACCUUUAUGCGACUGCAGUUGCCUCGCUUUCCAGUUUAGUGCAAAAAGCAUCGGUUAAGGUCUAUCCAGAGCAAGGUUUAAAGGUUACAUUGUCAGAAUCCACAGCAAAUGGAGUAUCACCAACGACUUUGUCGCCAACAAUCUUAGCCAUCGACUGGAGAUGUGAAACUGCUCGUGAUACCCCAUAUGAAGUAGAGGUUACCAUUCCAAUAACAAACUACGACCCUGUUCAAUUUACCCUUUCAAAAAUGUGUGAAAGUAGUGAGAGUGAAAGCGGAGAUGCUUCGAGGGGAUGGGCAAUAUUUGGAGUGAUAUCUUGCGUGUUCAUUGUUUCCUCGACGCUAUGCUGCUGUGGAGCGUUUAUUUACAAGACACGAGUUCAAAAUCAGUAUGGGCGCAAUGCCUUGCCUGGAAUGACGAUUUUAUCUACAUGUUUGGAAACCUUGAGUGGAGGAUACCACAGAUACAGAGGACCAGAGGAUUCCAACGGCCCUCUUGUGAACCAAGAUUCAUGGGAGCGCCAACCUCCUGCUGCUCAAGGAACCUGGACAACUACUGAAACAACAUACGGGUCAUUUUGAUUUUUGAAUCGAGCCUAAUCUUUUUGUGACUUUUAAGAUUGCAGUGUUUCAAACCAUUCAUGUGUGGAAAGGGUUUUAAACUUUUGGUCAAUGCACUUUUACUCUUCCCAGUUUCAAA